Molecule: messenger RNA, 831 nt
Organism: Trachymyrmex cornetzi
Lineage: Eukaryota; Metazoa; Arthropoda; Insecta; Hymenoptera; Formicidae
Gene: Ercc1
Product: DNA excision repair protein Ercc1
Exons: 6
Coding region: 25-813 (262 amino acids)
Biological process (GO): UV-damage excision repair; mitotic recombination
Cellular component (GO): nucleus; nucleotide-excision repair factor 1 complex; ERCC4-ERCC1 complex
Molecular function (GO): damaged DNA binding; single-stranded DNA binding
Source: RefSeq, a predicted model, not a curated record
CCGACGUACUGUAGAAUCAGUAUUAUGGAUAAUACAACAGAAAAUGCAGAAGAUUUGGAUGAUGAAUGUCCAACAAAACAAGCUAAAAAUAUGUCUUUUCAGACUGCUUUUAGCAACUUGAAGAAAUCUGAGUUUUUCACAGAUUUGCCAGCUUCUAAGCCUGAAACUUCCACGGCAAUAUCUUCAAGUAGAACCAGCACUGUCCUUGUCAGUCCAAAGCAAAAAGGCAAUCCGUUACUAAAGUUUAUAACAAAUGUAUUAUGGGAAUAUUCCAACAUUGUGCCAGAUUACGUAAUGGGAAAAACUACAUGUGCUCUUUUCUUAUCAAUUCGUUAUCACCAAUUAAAUCCUGAUUAUAUUCAUGAAAGACUUAAGUUAUUGGGCAAUGCAUAUAACUUACGAGUGCUUUUAGUACAGAUCGAUGUCCCCGAGCCUCAUCACGCUUUGAAACAUUUAACAAGAAUUUCCAUUUUGGCAGACUUGACAAUAAUGUUAGCAUGGAAUGCAGAGGAUGCAGGAAAAAUUAUUGAAACUUAUAAAAUGUAUGAAAGCAAACCCCCUGAUAAUAUCAUGGAACGCAGCGAAACAGCGCCUUAUCAAAAAUUGGUUAAUGCCUUAACGACAGUAAGAUCUGUCAACAAAACCGAUGCAACAACUCUUCUAACAACUUUCGGCACAUUAGCCAGUAUUGUAAGAGCACAACCCAACACUUUAACCUUAUGCCCUGGAUUUGGUCUACAUAAAGCUCAAAAACUUCAUAAGGUUUUGCACGAAUCUUUUCUAUGCACACCAAAACUCUCUACAAAAGAAUAAAAUUUUCCAGUAUAUGUA